Arabidopsis arenosa is the source of this 783-nucleotide messenger RNA. NCBI's taxonomy places the organism in Eukaryota, Viridiplantae, Streptophyta, Magnoliopsida, Brassicales, Brassicaceae. The record is from the annotation of a GenBank genome assembly.
CAAACAACCAAUUUCUUACAUUUUUCCAAUCCUCCCAACCAAAACACAAGAGCCAAGAACAAAGAAACCAUGGAUCAUGAUCACAUGCAUGGCAUGCCUCCACCAUCAUCCAUGAUGAACAAUGGAUCGAUGAACGGAGGAGGAGGACAACACCACAUGAAGAUGAUGAUGCACAUGACAUUCUUUUGGGGCAAGAACACGGAGGUUCUCUUCUCCGGUUGGCCCGGAACAAGCUCCGGCAUGUAUGCUCUUUGUCUCAUCUUUGUCUUCUUCCUCGCCGUCCUCACCGAAUGGCUUGCUCAUUCCUCCAUCCUCCGUGGCUCCACCGGAGAUUCGGCUAAUCGAGCCGCCGGGCUAAUCCAAACCGCCGUGUAUACCCUCCGUACCGGUCUUGCCUAUCUAGUCAUGCUCGCCGUCAUGUCGUUUAACGCCGGUGUGUUUCUCGUCGCUCUCGCCGGUCAUGCCGUUGGUUUCAUGUUGUUCGGAAGCCAAACUUUCCGGAAUACCUCCGAUGACCGGAAAACUAACUAUGUUCCUCCUUCAGGUUGUGCUUGUUGAUGAUAAUAUUAUGAUUUAUAUAUAUGUAUGGAUUCAUGCUUGUGGUUCAAAUUAAAGAUCUAGGGUUUGUAGUUUUCUUGGUUAUUUUGUGGAUUUGUUCUUGAGGUUCAUGUGUGUGAAUGUGAGGAGGAGAAAUAUUUGAUAUUUUCUAUUUGUUUUGCUUUAAAAUAUUUUGUUUUAUUCUGCUGGCUAAUGGUGAAAGCUGAAUAUACAGUUUACUACUUU